Molecule: messenger RNA, 1754 nt
Organism: Morus notabilis
Lineage: Eukaryota; Viridiplantae; Streptophyta; Magnoliopsida; Rosales; Moraceae
Exons: 7
Coding region: 191-1402 (403 amino acids)
Source: RefSeq, a predicted model, not a curated record
UACCUUGUGGAAGAAGGUCCCUUCUUUACCUUGUGGAAGAAGUGGAAAAAAGUUGAAAAAGAAGUGAAAGAGACGAUCAAACUACAAUCUGAGCUUUAUAUAUAAAGUUUCCAGUGUUUCCUUUGCAUUAUUCUUGCUUUUAGGCUCUGAACAUUCUCAAAAGAAUUUGCAUUUUUCUUUAUUCUUUAUCAUGGCUUACAUCCCACCUCACAAACGACACUCGAAGUACACAAAGACGUCUUCACUGAGCCCAGAGCUGCUUUCUCCUCUGUUCAACAACAAUCUGAAAUUCAGGCCGUCAAGAACUAAUUUUAAUGCACAGAAACAGAGAAGUGGAAAGAUUGUUUAUGCAGAAAAUUCUAUAUCCAGGUGGUUCACAGUUGGUUUGGACGAUCGUAAUCAGUUUCCAGCUUCUGUUCAUCUCCAACCUGUAUCCUUGAAAUCUGUCGAGGGCAAAGUUGGUGAAAAGUCUCUAGCUUUGAUCAACAGCGAUAUAGAAAGUAGCAGAGGGGAUUUAGAGCGCUUUUCAAGAAACCCAUGGGAUUUCAUAGUAGACAAUGUGAUGGAAGAUCUAGUUUCUUCUUUUGAACGUGUGAGGAACGAAAUGGAGUCUCAGAAACUUGAAGAAGUGAAGCCAACUUUAGCUGCUAGAUUUGGCAAAGUUAUUUUUCGUGGGAGCCCUUCAUUUAACAAAGAAUCAGUCACAAAUGAAAACGCAUUGAGACAGAUGAAGAGGUCAUUUUACACAAAUAUUCCCAAGUCAUAUAUGGAAUUCAUACAAGAGGAAGGUGCCCCAAAGAUUGGAGUUGAAUUUGAAGAGGCGAAAGACAUUUACCAUGUCAAGUUGUCCGACACCACACGACCAGGUUCACUUACUUUUUGCAAGUGCAUUGUGAUGAAAGAACAAGGAAAGCUUCAACUGCACAAGAUUGAACUCAACCAAGUGCGGCACAUGGUCAUGGACAUAUCUUGCAUUGAGAAGAAUUUGGAUCUGAGGCUGAUACUAUGCACCAAAAGGAUUAUAACUGCUCCUACUGAUGAUGACAUGAAGAGCAUAAGAGAGUUGAUUGAUUCUGCUGUUCUAGAUUCCGGAGUUAAGGGUGGGCUAAGAUGGCCAUUAGGGAAGGCAACUUCGGGAGAUAAAUUUAGUGUGGUUGGUGUCUGGCACACCAUAACUAAAUCAUAUAAGAACCCGUCAAUGAGGCUAAAGGUCAGAGACGCUGAUCGAUUUGAUUUCAGGACUUCAAUUGGGGAAGUUACUAGGGAGAUCGUUAUUAAGCUGAAAAGGGUAGUUUCAGAAUUGAAGGAACCUCAAUUUGAUGUGAAUCUGAUUACUGAGAUGCUUAAAGACGACCUGAGGGUUUUAUGGAACUUAUUCUGCUGCGAAAGCCUUCUGAAAUGACUUUGCACGUUGUAAACCACACUAUGGUUGUGAGUAAUGUAACUAUUUACCCCCUAGUGAUUUUCUAUUAAACUUUUGAAACUCAUCUUUCCUUUCUUCACAAAAUCAAUAUUUGUGUUCACUUUAGUAUUUCUUAUUUGAGUGCACUCUGCUAAUCACGUUAAGAGAAAUGUGUUUUAGCGCUUAGUGGUCCAACUAAAUCCAACCCAUUUAAAGUCAAUCUUGUUAACCCUGGUCUUAUUAUGUAGCAGAACCCGAAUGUGCAAUUCACAAUAUUUAAAUGAGAUGUAUAUGCUGAAUGACCGUUCGUAAGUAGAAAGUUUUUUGGAAUUUACAUGAAUUGGUCUUUAAG